CCUACCUAGGUACCUAUCUUAACAAGCAUCAAGGAUCCUACCUACCUACAAUUCUCAAUUAACAUGACCCAAUCUGCCUGAAACCAAUUGCAACUGUCGAAUUGUCUAUAAUUGUGCAAAUUGGCGUCUUGUAUUCUCUUGAUCCACCCAGUUGAAUACGAAUUCCACGAGAAUAAGUCAAGAUUGCACCCUCAACGAAUCUUGUGGCGCAGCUACGUCCCUGGCGGCAUCUGCGUCAUACGAUUUCGACGACGGCACCUGAACUUGCUGUGUUUUACCUCAGCACACGCUCGAUUGUGAAAAUUUACAAAGGAUUCUUCUCUACUAUCACGAGCAUUUCUGGUGCCAGUCUGAUUGCGAAUCGGUCGUCUACGCUUCUCAAUCGUCGGUGCUUGUUUUCGAUUCAUCCUCCCUCUCUGCGACUAAGAGCUAGACAUCAUCGACCUGCUCUGCCACGUCCAUUGUGCGGCUCUUCGGACGCGAAAAUACCCUACUAUAGCACACGGGCGUUCGGGAUGUCGUCAGUCAAGAGAAAAGGCGACGCGGCGGCUGCCGACGCAAGCAAGAAGGCCAAGACGAACGGGAGCAUCACGUCAUUCUUCAAGGCGCCCAAGACGGCGGCGGCGGCGGCUGCGGGGGCAACAAAGGCUGGCGGGAGCGGAAUACCUUUUGCUGCAAACGAUCCUGCCUCGGUGGGAAAUCUGGCGGCGAGAUUCGAUAAGGAGAAAUGGGUUGCUACGCUUACCCCUGAGCAGAAGAAGCAUCUAGCCCUUGAAAUUAAUACUAUGGAUCCGAGCUGGUUGGCGCUUCUCAAGGACGAGGUCGUCAAGCCCGAGUUCAUUGCGCUCAAGAAAUUCAUCGAGGGGGAGGUUCGCUCUGGACAGACCGUCUUCCCACCAAGCGAGGAUGUUUAUUCUUGGUCCCGCCACACACCCUUCCACAAAGUAAAAUGUGUCAUCCUCGGCCAGGACCCCUACCACAACCACAACCAGGCCCACGGCCUCUGCUUCUCCGUGCGCCCGCCGACGCCCGCGCCGCCCUCGCUGAAAAACAUGUACAUCGCGCUGAAGAAGGACUAUCCAUCCUUCGUCCCGCCCCCGAAGAGCGGAGGCCUCUUGACGCCCUGGGCCGAGCGCGGCGUGCUCAUGCUGAAUACGUGUCUCACGGUCCGCGCGCACGCCGCCAACUCGCACCAGAAGCGCGGGUGGGAGGCAUUUACGCAAAAAGUCAUCGACCUCGUCGCUCAGAAGCGGACGAGGGGGGUCGUGUUUCUCGCGUGGGGGAAGCCCGCGGGGGACCGCGUCGCGCGCGUCGACGGGAAGAAACAUCUCGUGCUGAAGAGCGUGCAUCCUUCGCCGCUGAGCGCCUCGCGUGGAUUUUUCGACUGUGGACACUUUCGAAAGGCGAAUGAGUGGUUAAGGAAUCGGUAUGGAGAUGAGGAUGGGGAGAUUGAUUGGAAUCUGAACCCGGAUGGGGUGCCUACUGUUAGUAAGAAAGUGGAGGAAGAGAAGGAGAAUAAGAAGAUUGAUGGGAAUGAAGAUGUCGAUGAAGAUGAGGAGGCGGCUAUUGCGCUGGCUGCUGCUGAGGCUGAGGCCGAGGCCGAGACUGCUAUUACGCCUGUCGUUGCUGUUGGGAAAGUAAAGGCUUCGGGGGAAGAAGAGAGCGGUGUCCUUGAAAAGCGGGGUGAGGAUGGGAAUCCUGGUGAGGAGAGUAAGUAAAAAAGUAAGUAAGUGUGACCUUGAGAGAUCAGGGGGAUUUUUGUUAAAAUAUUUGUCUGUCUGGCGUUUAGGCUAGUUGAGUUUUGGCUUUUCUUCGUUUUAUAACCCCCCUCGGUACACUUUUCCACGCUCCCUGGUGCGCGAUAGAUUACUCCCAUCGUUUCUUGAUAAUGGGGGGAAAAGAGAAUUGAUUGGUUCUUGUAUUUUACUUGAUGGAUGGAUGUAUGGAUGUGGAAAUGGGAUGGGACAAAAAGAGAAGGAGGGAAAAUUGGAAGGGAAGGGAAAGG
Messenger RNA from Xylaria bambusicola, 2005 nucleotides. RefSeq names its product uracil-DNA glycosylase. Lineage: Eukaryota; Fungi; Ascomycota; Sordariomycetes; Xylariales; Xylariaceae. The record is from RefSeq and is a predicted model, not a curated record. Gene Ontology annotation, molecular function: uracil DNA N-glycosylase activity. The coding region runs from base 516 to 1718 and encodes 400 amino acids. Gene Ontology annotation, cellular component: nucleus; mitochondrion. Gene Ontology annotation, biological process: base-excision repair; base-excision repair, AP site formation via deaminated base removal. The transcript is spliced from 2 exons.